Stylophora pistillata is the source of this 822-nucleotide messenger RNA. Its product is annotated as translocase of chloroplast 34, chloroplastic-like. Lineage: Eukaryota; Metazoa; Cnidaria; Anthozoa; Scleractinia; Pocilloporidae. The record is from RefSeq and is a predicted model, not a curated record.
AUGGCUGAAGUUGACCGCCAAGCUCACAUCUCUGAGUUGUUUCGUGAAUACUACAAAAAGGAUCUCACUAUCCUUGUCAUGGGAAAAUUUGGUGUGGGUAAAUCUAGUCUAGUCAAUGCUAUAGUGGGGAAACCUGUCGCUGUAUCAGAAGCUCUUUCUGUCUACCAAAAUUGUGUCAGUGAAGCCAAGCAAUACCUUUGUAAAGUCGUUGAAGGGAUUGAUGUCCUUGUAUGGGAUUCUCCGGGCCUACAAGAUGGCGAAGAGAAAGACGACUUGUAUCUCGCAGACGUACAACAGAGAACUAAAGAAAUCGAUGUCAUAAUUUACUGUUUAAGGAUGGACGAUGCACGCUUUUACCCCGCAGACAAAAGGGCCAUCAAAAAUCUAACAGGCGUGUUUGGAAAGCAACUGUGGAAACAUACCGUAAUAGCACUCACCUUUGCUAAUGAAGUCCAGGAUCCAUUUGAUAAAGACCAACAGUCCUACUUCAUGAGCAGAUAUGCACUUUGGCGUGACACAAUUAAUUCCUUCUUUACAACUGAGCUGAACAUUGGCACUCACGAAUUACCUCGUAUGGUUCCAACCGGACAUCAUCGGCAACAACGAAGCCUACCCUAUUUGGAAGACUGGCUGACUAAACUCUGGAUGGCCUGUUGCAACGUUGCAAAUGCUAACGGAUCCUUCAAUUUGGUCAGAGACGAAGCUCACAACUCUUCAUGCAAAAUAAUUAUGAAAAAGUGCUUACUCUUCUGUGCAUUUGGCUUUGGAGUCACCUUAGUUUAUGCAUUAUUAAACUAUUUGCGCCCCAAGAAACCUAUGUAA